Megalobrama amblycephala (Wuchang bream) is the source of this 1829-nucleotide messenger RNA. RefSeq names its product gastrula zinc finger protein XlCGF57.1-like. NCBI's taxonomy places the organism in Eukaryota, Metazoa, Chordata, Actinopteri, Cypriniformes, Xenocyprididae. Bases 219 to 1592 code for a protein of 457 amino acids. Gene Ontology annotation, cellular component: nucleus. The transcript has 2 exons. The record is from RefSeq and is a predicted model, not a curated record.
AUGAUUCAGUGAAUCACGACACGUGCUGCUCAAACAGUGAACAUGAACGAGAACAACAAACACUAACAAACUAACUAAUCAUGUUUUCAUCAGUUAUAAAUGCCUAAAUAUUAAGUUUGUUCAUUUGCAGCGUUAGUUUUUAGAGAUUUUUGUCUAACCGGGUCAUUAGGCCAAUAACUAUAGUUAAUAGGCUAUAAUUAAUUAUUCUCUUAUUAAAGAUGGCGUUCAUUAAAGAGGAGACUGAAGACAUGAAGAUGGUGAUUAUUAAAGAUGAGACUGAAGACAUGAAGAUUGAUUUUAUUAAAGAUGAGACUGAAGACAUGAAGACUGAAGAAACAGUCAGUGUGAAACAUGAAGACACUGAGGAACAAACAGACCUAAUGGCACUGAAAGAGGUGAGUCAUGAAGAAAAAGGAGCUCAAAAGACAGAAACUAAAAGUUAUUUCACCAGCCAACAGUGUGGAAAGAAUUUUAAUCAACAUAGAAACCUUCAAGUCCACUUGAGAGUUCACACUAGAGAGAGUCCCUUUACACUUGUCACUUGCCAACAGUGUGGAAAGAGUUUCACACAAAAAGGAAGCCUUAAAGUCCACAUGAGAAUUCACACUGGAGAAAAGCCUUACACCUGCCAACAAUGUGGACAGAGUUUUAGUCAUAAAGGUAACCUUAUAGCCCACAUCAGAAUUCACGUUGGAGGGAACCUAUUCACUUGCAAACAGUGUGGAAAGAGUUUCAGAAGAAAAGGAAGCCUUAAAGCCCACAUUAGAAUUCACACUGGAGAAAAGCCUUACACCUGCAAACAGUGUGGAAAGAGUUUCAGAAGAAAAGGAAACCUUACAGCCCACAUGAGAAUUCACACUGGAGAAAAGCCUCAUACCUGUCAAGAGUGUGGAAAGAGUUUCAGUCGAAAAGAAAACCUUACAGUCCACAUGAGAAUUCACAGUGGAGAGAACCCAUUCACCUGCCAACAGUGUGGAAAAAGUUUCAGUAAAAAAGGAAAACUUAAAAUCCACAUGAGAAUUCACACUGGAGAAAAGCCUUACACCUGCCAACAGUGUGGAAAGAGUUUUAAUGAGACAGGAAACCUUCAAGCCCACAUGAGAAUUCAUACUGGAGAAAAGCCUCAUAGCUGUCAAGAGUGUGGAAAGAGUUUCAUUCGAAAAGAAGGCCUUGUAGCCCACAUGAGCACUCACACUGGAGAAAAGCCUUACACCUGCACUCUGUGCGGGAAUGGUUUCACACGGGAACAAAGGCUCAGGCAACACAUGAGAACUCACACUGGAGAGAAGCCUUUUACAUGUGAUCAGUGUGGAAAGAGUUUCACACAUAAAUUGACCCUUUAUCAUCACAUGAAUAUUCACACUGGAGAGAAGCCAUACACAUGUGGUCAGUGUGGAAAGAGUUUCACACAUAAACUGACCCUUUAUCACCACAUGAAUAUUCACACCGGAGAGAAGCCAUUCAUAUGUGAUAAGUGUGGUAAGAGUUUCAGAUUUAUAGGUUACCUUAAGGGUCACAUGAAAAUUCACUCAAAAGAAAGCUGUUUUAGAAGUUGUCAUUGUGGAAAGAGCAGAGGUGUAAAGAGUACCUGAAAACCAUACUUGAAUAAAAGUACAGAUACCUUACAACAAAAAUUACUCCAUUACAAGUUACAAGUCACCAAUUCUAAUACAACUUGAGUAAAAGUCUUGAAGUAUUUGAGAUUUUAACUUUUUGACUUGGUUAAAUAUUCGCAUUCUUCAUGGUAUUGUUUGCAGGGAAGAGAAGAUAUUUUAUCCCAUUGAAUGAUAAUUUGGUGUUUUCACUUUAGUUUUGUAGAAUUCAGUUUA